AAACAAAAUCCAUUUUUAAAAGAUUAUAGUGUCGUACACAAUCACAAUUUCCAUCGUCAGCAAAACCAAAAUCGUGAGGCCUAUAAUUUCCCUUCAUCUCCAAAAUCAUUUCUCCUCAAAUUUCUUCUUUAGAAGAUUAAAAAUCUUCUCUCUAAUCUCUCCACUCUUUCAUAAAUAUUUUCCUAAUUCUUCUACCUUGGUGUCUGAUUCUAGCACCAAACCAUUUUCUCCUACCAAAAUCUGGGUUUCGAUCAAUUUUAGGUCUUUUGAUUCCUACUUGUCUAAUCGUGUAAGUUCUGAAUCAAAACAGUCAAAUUUCAUUUCUUCAAUCAGAAUCCAUUUUCUGGGUCAAACCAAUUUCGAUCAAAAUCAAUUGGUUUUGAAUCAAUUUUAGAUCUUUUGAUUCCUACUUGUCUUAAUCACUUGAAUCCAAGUUUUGUCUCUUUUUAAGGUUGUAAUAAAAUUGGUUUUUGUAAUAAAAUCAAUUGGGUUUGGAUCAAUUUUAGAGCUUUUUGAUUCCUACUUGUGUAUAAUCUUGUAAUUUUUGAAUCAAAGUUCAAAGUCUUUUUUUCAAACAGUAAAAUUUCGUUUUUUAAUCAAUUUCAUCAGAAUCCAAUUUCUGGGUCAACUUUCGAUCAAAAUCAACUGGGCUUGAAUCAAUUUUAGGUUUUUCGAUUCCUACUUGUCUAAUCAGUUGAAUCAAAGUUCGUCUCUUUUAAGCUUGCAAUUUCAAAGAUGACAGUUGUUGGAGAUGUUGCUCCAAUUCCAAGGAGGAACAGUUCUACUUGCUCUAAUGAUAUCGCUGCUCCGUUAUUACCAGAGUGUCAUGGAGAUGAAGUUGCUCAUGAUGAAUUCAAUGGAGCUUCUUUUAGUGGCGCGGUUUUUAACCUCGCCACGACUAUAAUUGGUGCUGGUAUCAUGGCUUUGCCUGCUACAAUGAAGAUUCUUGGACUUGGACUUGGAAUCACGAUGAUUGUUGUUAUGGCUUUCUUGACUGAUGCGUCGAUUGAGUUCUUGCUUAGGUUUAGUAAAGCUGGGAAGAAUCGAUCUUACGGUGGUUUAAUGGGUGGUUCUUUUGGUAAUCCUGGAAGGAUUUUGCUUCAAGUCGCGGUUUUAGUUAAUAACAUCGGUGUUUUGAUUGUAUACAUGAUCAUUAUAGGUGAUGUGUUGGCUGGAAAGACGGAAGAUGGUAUCCAUCAUUUCGGUGUUCUCGAAGGAUGGUUUGGUCACCAUUGGUGGAAUGGAAGAGCUGCUAUUCUUCUGAUUACUACUCUUGGUGUGUUUGCUCCAUUGGCUUGCUUCAAGCGAAUCGAUUCUUUGAAAUUUACAUCGGCCUUAUCCGUGGCUCUGGCGGUUGUGUUUCUCAUUAUUACUGCGGGAAUUUCAAUUAUGAAGUUGAUCAGUGGCGGUGUGGCGAUGCCAAGAUUGUUACCAGAUGUUACUGACUUAACAUCUUUCUGGAAUCUCUUCACAGUCGUACCUGUUCUUGUCACAGCAUUCAUUUGCCAUUACAAUGUUCACAGUAUACAGAACGAGCUCGAAGACCCCUCUCAGAUAAGACCUGUUGUUCGAUCAGCACUUAUGCUCUGCUCAUCUGUUUACAUAAUGACAAGUAUUUUCGGGUUCCUCUUGUUUGGUGAUGAUACUCUUGAUGAUGUCCUUGCAAACUUUGACACUGAUCUUGGAAUCCCUUUUGGUUCUAUCCUUAAUGAUGCGGUUCGAGUUAGCUACGCGCUUCAUUUGAUGCUCGUGUUCCCGAUUGUUUUCUACCCUCUUCGGAUUAACAUUGACGGGCUCUUGUUCCCUUCCGCUCGAUCAUUAUCUACCUCAAAUGUGAGGUUCGGUUGCCUCACUGCCGGUCUCAUCUCUGUAAUCUUCUUGGGUGCAAACUUCAUCCCAAGCAUUUGGGAUGCUUUCCAAUUCACUGGAGCAACCGCCGCUGUUUGUCUCGGCUUCAUCUUCCCAGCUUCUAUCAUACUAAAGGAUCGUCAUGACAAAGCAACAAACAGGGACACAACCUUAGCUAUUUUCAUGAUUGUUCUUGCGGUAUUGUCCAAUGCAAUCGCCAUUUACAGCGAUGCUUAUGCGCUAUUCAAGAAGAACGCUCCUCGUGAGUAAAUCCCGGUAUGAGAAAAUGUGCAGUUUGGUGUUUAGCUUUUGCUUUUUCUUCUAUGUGAAAUCAAAUAAUGAAGAAGACAAGACUUCUCUUCUCUUAUAUGUUUGUACUUUUGUCGUUGAGUGUUCUAAGCGGACUUUUGCUUCGGUGUUAUAUACCACCAUGAGUGUUGUUUGUAAAAAAACUCUGUAUAAAAAUUGUAAUGCAGAUACAUAUUUUGCCUUUUCAUGACUCUUAGCUAUUGCUUCAUAUCUAUAUACAUAUUUGGUUUUAAGAG
Arabidopsis thaliana (thale cress) is the source of this 2393-nucleotide messenger RNA. RefSeq names its product Transmembrane amino acid transporter family protein. Gene Ontology annotation, cellular component: membrane. Gene Ontology annotation, biological process: L-alpha-amino acid transmembrane transport. The record is from RefSeq and is marked reviewed. NCBI's taxonomy places the organism in Eukaryota, Viridiplantae, Streptophyta, Magnoliopsida, Brassicales, Brassicaceae. The coding region runs from base 736 to 2118 and encodes 460 amino acids. The transcript is spliced from 6 exons.